AUGGUCUACGGAGCGAAGAUUAUCGCCCAAGCGCUCCAGGACCUUGGCGUUCAAGUCAUCUUUGGGCUGCCCGGGCUGCCCGUGAUUGAUAUUGCCCAAGAGUCUAUGAACCUUGGCAUCAACUUCAUAAGUUUUCGGAAUGAACAGGCCGCCGUUCUUGCUGCCUCGUCCUAUGGAUAUCUAACCGGCAAGCCCGGCGUUUGCAUUUGCGUCGGCGGACCCGGUGUUCUAAACACCUUCCCGGGUAUCCCACAUGCGGCUGCCAACUGCUGGCCGUUGCUGCUGCUCGGAGGCUCGAGCGAAACACACAAUGCCAAUAAAGGCGCGUUCCAGGAGAUGGAUGCUCUUCCAAUCUUCAGUCCUCACGCCAAACUGGCUCUUCGCCCACCGUACCCGGAAAUGGUGCCUUCGUUUGUCCGAGAUGCCUAUCGUGCCGCCAUGUUUGGUCGCCCUGGCCCGGCAUUUGUUGAUCUGCCGGCCAACAUCAUUAUGGGCCACUUCGAUGUCGAACGACACAAGUUGUCACCUCUGUUAGAAGCCCCAAAAGCAGUUGCGCCUCCAGAAAAGAUCAGAUCCGCUAUCGAGGCACUGAAAACCGCUAAAGCACCGCUUGUGGUGGUUGGUAAGGGAGCUGCCUACGGUCGUGCAGAAAAGCAGAUUCAAGCACUCAUUGAAAGGACCGGAUUGCCGUUCCUCCCAACGCCCAUGGGCAAGGGGGUCGUCCCAGAUGCAAGCCCGCACAACAUCUCAGCCGCACGAUCAACCGCAAUGAAGACAGCCGAUGUCGUUCUGCUCCUGGGUGCUAGACUCAAUUGGAUUCUUACAUUCGGUUUGCCUCCGAAGUGGAAGUCAGGUGUCAAGAUCAUUCAAGUCGAUAUCAGCGCGGACGAGCUUGGCAAGAAUGGACAUGAUCCUUCUCUCAGCAUAGUCGGCGACUUGGCUCUAGUGGUUGAGCAGCUUGUCAAUGAGAUAGGCAACUGGCGCUGGCAAGGUCAGUCCUCAGAAUACUACCGCACCUUGCAAGCCGCCAAGUCAAAGAACGAGGAAAAGGCGGCAAAGAAAGCUUCGGCCGGUAAGAUUCCAAUGGCCUACGAAAAGGCGUUCGGCGUGAUACAAGAGACUCUUAACAGCCUCUCAACGCCCAACAAUGGUGACAUUGUUUACGUCUCGGAAGGGGCCAAAGCGAUGGAUAUCUCCCGCUCCAUCUUCACUAUGGAGCACCCGCGCAUCCGGCUCGAUGCUGGAACAUACGCCACAAUGGGUGUUGGUCCCGCCUACGCGAUUGCUGCCUACGCUGCCUAUAACUAUCCGCACGCAGAAGGCUCAGCCGGUACUCGGGGCCGCAAAAAGAUUGUCGCGAUUGAAGGCGACAGUGCAUUCGGCUUCUCCGCCAUGGAGGUCGAAACCAUGGGCCGCUAUCGGAUGGACGUUUUGAUAUUCGUGAUCAACAAUAGCGGCCUGUAUCGAGGAGACGCGGACUCGAAGGAGAAAUGGCAGCAACUUCAAGACAUGACCGUCGCCGGAAGCCCUGCCCGACCCAAAGGCCUCAGCGCGACAUCACUAGGAUAUGAGACUGACUAUCAGAAGAUCGCCGAGGUGGCAGGUGGAAUCGGCCUUGUAGCGCGCACGCCGGAAGAGCUGAAGGAAGCCACCAUCAAGGGGUUUCAAGCCAAGGUUCCGGUGGUGGUCAAUGUCAUUGUUGACACGCAAACUGACUUGGAAAUGGACUUCUCGUGGCUGGACAUGGCUCCACCGACGGAUAAGAAAAAGAAGGAACAGAAACUGUGA
Molecule: messenger RNA, 1788 nt
Organism: Cyphellophora europaea CBS 101466
Lineage: Eukaryota; Fungi; Ascomycota; Eurotiomycetes; Chaetothyriales; Cyphellophoraceae
Exons: 4
Coding region: 1-1788 (595 amino acids)
Biological process (GO): fatty acid alpha-oxidation
Cellular component (GO): peroxisome
Molecular function (GO): magnesium ion binding; catalytic activity; thiamine pyrophosphate binding
Source: RefSeq, a predicted model, not a curated record